UAAUGUAUUUGACGGGUGAAUAGAUAUUGGAAAACAUUGUUUUCAUUACCUUAAUUUGCUCUUCUCAUUUGAGUACUGAUGUUUACUUGCAUGAUUAAAUGUAAUUUCAGGUACUGCCAGAUAGGUUGUUGUGAUGGAACAUUCUAGAAAACUGUUAUUGGCUUGUACUGUCAUAUGUGCACACAUAUUGUGUGUUUGCAACGAGCAACCACAUUUUGAAAGACUUAGAUGGUCAGACAUCCACUGCAAUUUACCUGAAGAGAAACAUAUUCACAAUAAUGCUUCAGAUCCUGCAGUACCUCCAGUAUGUAAAAGUGGAUGCAAAGAUGGAUAUGCAGAAUCGUACUGCAGCAUAAAAUGUCCAUCAAAGUGCAUAAAGUGCGAUAGAGUCACAAAGAAUUGCUCAGGACACUGUCAAGAUGGAUAUUAUGGAAACGACUGUACAAAACCUUGCUAUCACUGUGACAAGUGCAAUGAAAAAGGUGCCUGUAUAAAUAACACCGAACUGCGUAACACAAACAGUAAGAUAAAUCUGACGACACAACGAAAGGAUUUCAAUGACACUCGAACAGCUUCCAGUACCAACUCGGUGGAUCUUGUGGCUAUUAUCAUUCCUGUUGUCAUCGGCAUUGUCAUAGUCAUCGGCAUUGUCAUCAUCGUCCUUUGGCGCAAAAAGAAGUUUUGUUUUUCAAAGCGUCAGCAAUCUGGACCUCACGAAACUCACGAACAGUCAGCAACAGAAGCCGAACAAACAAAGAUGAAUGAUAUCAGUGAAAAUCAAGACGAACGUCCACACGAAUCCACUCCAUUAGAAGAUGACGACAACACUACAUGUCAUAACAACGAAAUACAAACUAGCUAACUUAUCAAAUUAAGGCAUGGACAAGAUUUCUGAAUUCCAAACAGUUGUAAUAUGAUGACUGACAUUACUGCUAUUUAGUUAGAGUGAUAUUUAGUUUUCUUUUUCUGUAGUUUUCUGAUAUUAAUUAAUAGCCUAUUUAAACGUAUAUAUCUGAUAAACCAUAUUACAAUCACGUGGCACAAAGAACAAAGAGAUUAGUUCACCGUAUUGACCGCAAGUUAAUACGAUAGCUGCGUGUCUAGGACAACAUACCGGGAUUUGAGCUGUGAUCAUCAACACGGAACUAGGAUAUAUCAUCAUAAUUACAAAUGUCAGACAAGACCUUUCACGUCAGCUACAGGGUGCUUUAAUAAACAAUUUUUGUCUGUAAAUCAAAUCCUGUGGGGAAUUGGCCUUUAGUCAGCGCUUAUCUUUCUGGGGACUUCUGUUUUAGUCAGUGUUCGAAAGUAUGAUAAAUACAAUUGAUAAAUAAUUGGAAAGAUUUAUGCCACAAGCAUUCUGGUUAGGUAUAAGCUUUAGUUCUGUGUAAAGACUUCUCCGGCGAAGAGGCGACCAUCGUAAUCAUUCGGAAAACCUUGGCUGCUUACGGAUUCUUCAGUAUUCCACUUCGGAAAUUAUGAAGUGAAGCAGUAUAACGUGGACACUUACAUUUAGAAGCAUUACAUAUAGCGCCCAAAUAAAUUAGUAUUUUGUAAACCGCGACAAAUUGGUAUCAUGCGCUCUGGUGUACAUGUAAGGAUAGGGGUACCGGUUCCCCUAAAAUAGUCAACAGCCAGUUAUAUCACUGCAAAGUCAGCUGGUUAUUAACCUACUAAUAAUGAAAUCAAUCUUAUUAUAAAGAUUUAACUUGUUUAAAGUCUGGGUCUGCUCCUCCAACAAUUUGUUUUAAAUAUGCAUUCUCAAAGUUAAAAGUGUCAUAUUUCGCUAUUUAUAAUAAUGUCAUCCAACCAGUGUAAACAAUAAUUUUCUCAAGAAUGUUUGGCUAAAUCAUAGCGUUUUCAUUAAAAUACCAGCCAGUUCUUUGCCAAUAGGGAGAUGCAAAAUAAAAUUCAUAUUGUGACGUCACGCACUUACUUGUCAGUCAUCAGUAUUGGGUUUUGUAGUAAUAGAAAUGCAUAAACAGUAGUAAAUGAUAUUACUUUGAUGGUUAUGCAUUUUAAAGUAUAAUCUUUUGUCAAGAAAAACGAAGAUUUUGGUCAUUAUGUAUCUUCGAGACUGCCCUGUAAACUCUUCAGUGUUUGAAAUUAAAAUGCUUUCGAAUUAUAAAUCACGUCACUUCCCAUUGAAAUUGAACAAAACAAAAACAUUUUAAAAUAAUGUCUCACCAAUUUGGCAACGAUCAACCAUUUUCGAUAGUUAAGAUAAGAUACAUUCUUUAUUUUGUUAAUCCAAACCGUUUAUGGAAACAUUCCAUCGCCGUUUCCUUUCUGGCUUUUUGGUUUCUUCCGAAUUUAUAACUAGUAAUCCCGAGGUCAAGGUGAGCGUACUGGAUCGGAGCAUUGUUGUAAAAUAGACAAUGGCUUGUAUUUGAAUGCAUUUCUAUGUCCAUAUUGUAUAAUGUUAUGGGACUCUACAUCGCACAGAGGAUUAUUGACGUACUUGUGUAGGUUGUUCAUCGCAUUUUUCCAAAUCCUGUGCAGUGGAAUGAAAGCAACUAACGAAAGCAGCUAACGAAAGCAGCUCAUGCCCUCGACACAGAUUACCUUGCCCUUUUGUGUCGCCCAACCAUGAAACCGUCUCACCGUUCUAAAUGAAUGUUCAUGUUAUUGUUUUUAGCCAAUCCGUCCAGCUAGGCUGUGAUAAGUUAUAUCUGUGAUAUCAAAACACAGCAAAAGCCACAGGCACGUUCCUGUGCGAAUGUGUGUAAUUUUUAAUAUAAUAGUGAUGACUAUUUUAUAUUGUUUAUUAUUGACAGUGUCCUAAAUGACUGUAGGGUCGUAUAAUAAUGGAAUCGCAUUUGUCUCGUUCUUGCUGAUAGGUUGGGGAGGGUUUUCUGUAGAUUUUAAGAAAUACAUUUUCAUAUAUUCAUGACCAUUGUCCAGGAAGUUCAUGUUUUAUACACAAUAGGGUCUCCAUGAGUACUCGUGAACGGGUGCAGCAAGACUCGAGUCCGUUCACAGUUUAAGAAAGAAUGAAUGAAUGAAUGAAUGUUUAACGACACCCCAGCACGAAAAAUACAUCGGCU
Gigantopelta aegis is the source of this 3047-nucleotide messenger RNA. RefSeq lists its product as uncharacterized. The coding region runs from base 134 to 862 and encodes 242 amino acids. The transcript is spliced from 5 exons. Lineage: Eukaryota; Metazoa; Mollusca; Gastropoda; Neomphalida; Peltospiridae. The record is from RefSeq and is a predicted model, not a curated record.